AUGGCUGCAACAAUGCCAAUAAAUCCAAAACCAUUUUUAAAUGGUUUAACUGGUAAACCAGUUAUGGUAAAACUGAAAUGGGGUCAUGAAUAUAAAGGUUAUCUUGUCUCUGUCGAUGGAUAUAUGAAUUUACAAUUAGCUAAUACAGAAGAACAUAUAGAUGGAAAUUGUACUGGCAAUCUUGGUGAAGUUUUAAUCAGAUGUAAUAAUGUAAUGUACAUAAGAGGUGUGGAAGAGGAAGAUGAAGAAGGAGAAAUGAAGGAUUAA
Messenger RNA from Heterotrigona itama, 267 nucleotides. Lineage: Eukaryota; Metazoa; Arthropoda; Insecta; Hymenoptera; Apidae. The record is from the annotation of a GenBank genome assembly.